AUGGCGUAUCCAAUCAUUGACGCUUGGGCCAACCCGGCUUUUCCAAUCGAGGAAGACAUGCCUGAGGUGCAACGCCUCUUCGAACAGUCUGGUGCCGAUAAGAAACUGCUUGAAAAGCGGCGGACACCAGAUGAGCUUGUUGCAUUGAUGGAUGCUGCUGGGGUCAGCCAGAUAUGCAUUUGUGCAUGGUACCGGCCCGGCCAUGCUGUCUUUUCCAACGCUGAAGUUGCCACGUUCACUCGUGCUUAUCCGGAUCGUUUCAUUGGCAUCGCGGGAGUAGAUCUACUUGAUCCAGUCUGCGCGGUUAAAGAGCUUGACCACUACGUGAAAAAGGAAGGGUUUAAAGGCUUGCGCGUGGUCCCUUGGCUCUGGGCCUUGCCACCUACUGAUGCACAUUACUGGCCGCUGUAUGUCAAGUGUGUUGAGCUUGACAUCCCCUUUCAUACGCAAGUCGGGCAUACUGGUCCCCUAUGCCCCAGCGAAGUUGGACGACCAAUUCCAUACAUUGACGAAAUUGCGCUGAAAUUCCCCACGUUGUCCAUAAUUUGUGGGCAUAUUGGCUACCCAUGGACGGCAGAGAUGAUUAGCGUAGCUUGGAAACAUCCAAACGUUUAUAUUGACACCUCUGCGCAUUUGCCCGCAUACUAUCCCAAGGAAUUGAUCCAAUUCGCAAAUACCACUGGGCGGAAGAAAGUUAUGUUCGGAACUAAUUUUCCUCAGCUUAGCUGGAAGCAGUGUGUUGAGUCUGCCCAUAAAGAUCUCAAACUCCGGGAGGAGGCUAAAGCGGACUUCUUCGGUGGAAACGCAGCGAGAGUGCUGAAAUUGGGGCAGGGAAUGAACGCGACAAAAGGAAAACUCUAA
Messenger RNA from Paracoccidioides lutzii Pb01, 861 nucleotides. RefSeq lists its product as hypothetical. The record is from RefSeq and is a predicted model, not a curated record. The transcript is spliced from 6 exons. Gene Ontology annotation, cellular component: cytoplasm. Gene Ontology annotation, biological process: secondary metabolic process. Gene Ontology annotation, molecular function: hydrolase activity; carboxy-lyase activity. The coding region runs from base 1 to 861 and encodes 286 amino acids.